This is a messenger RNA of Spirodela intermedia, 4655 nucleotides long. NCBI's taxonomy places the organism in Eukaryota, Viridiplantae, Streptophyta, Magnoliopsida, Alismatales, Araceae. The record is from the annotation of a GenBank genome assembly.
AUGGCUGGUGCACUGUUUCAGUCCACUGUGCUUCCAGAAGCUGUCGCAAAUGGGAGGCAUCCCCAAAUUCGAGGCUCGGGAAGAUCCAGGAGGGGCGCCAGAAUGUUGGCCACCAUGGGAACACGCCCUCCCCAACUGGGGAGCUUCACUGGCCUGCGGAGCUCCAAUGCUCUGGACAUGCGGUCUGACAGAAGCUUUCACUCCAUCGUAGCCACUGCGAUCAUGGCGCCCCGAGGGAAAGCUAGCCGGGGAGUGGCUGUUGCCAUGUUUGAACGCUUCACAGAGAAGGCCAUUAAGGUUAUCAUGCUUGCCCAGGAGGAAGCUAGGAGACUGGGGCACAAUUUUGUAGGCACCGAACAGAUAUUGUUGGGCCUUAUUGGUGAAGGAACGGGCAUAGCGGCCAAGGUUUUGAAAUCGAUGGGAAUCAAUCUGAAGGAUGCCCGGGUGGAAGUCGAGAAAAUUAUCGGAAGGGGCAGCGGAUUUGUGGCCGUGGAGAUCCCAUUCACUCCACGGGCUAAACGCGUGUUGGAGCUGUCUCUAGAGGAAGCCCGCCAACUUGGUAAUCUUGUCUAUUUUUAUGCACAAUUUCUCUCUGCAUGUUAUAAUGAUGAUUUCGUCUGCUAUUUAAUAUUCAGAAAACUGAACCAACAGAAUUUUUGAAAAUAUUUCCUGAUUUUUCUGCUCUGUGUUGAUGCCAUCUAUGUGUAACUGUUUUCGUCUGUUAUCCUUGGGCCUUCUUGUCCCCAUCUCCUUGGAAUGCUUCAUAGAUAAGGAUUCCCACAGUUGCUGCUGCAUUUGCAUGGAAGUAUCGGAUGAGUAUCCUGUGGUUUCUUAUGGCUUGAUCUGAUAAAUAACUAUUUCUGAUUUAUUGAAACUGAGCAGUCUACGUGAGCGUGAUAGUGAGGAAUCCUUGCUCAAACCGGCCUUAUUCAUGUUGAUAUUCUUUCAGGUCACAAUUACAUAGGAUCUGAGCACUUGCUGCUUGGACUGCUCCGCGAGGGUGAAGGUGUCGCUGCUCGUGUGCUUGAGAGCCUCGGAGCCGAGCCUGGCAACAUUCGUACUCAGGCAAGCCCUGCAUUUGGUUUCUGCAUGGGACUGGCUGUUCUUGCCUGGUCUAUGACAGCUGAUUUGUGAAGAUAACGUUUUCCACUUUCUGACCAGGUAAUUCGCAUGGUGGGAGAGAGCGCAGAGGUUGUCGGUGCUGGAGUGGGUGGAGGAAGCACUGGGAGCAAGAUGCCUACCCUUGAGGAAUAUGGAACCAAUCUGACAAAGCUGGCUGAGGAGGUGGCCUUCUAAUGGUUUUUUUUCUCCUUACCAGGUGAUGAUAUUUUUGGUCAAACGGUGUUGCUGAUGAUGUCUGCUGCUGCCAGGGUAAGCUCGACCCGGUUGUUGGCAGGCAGGAUCAGAUAGAACGUGUGACUCAAAUCCUGGGCAGGCGGACGAAGAACAACCCUUGCCUCAUUGGGGAACCCGGCGUCGGGAAGACGGCCAUUGCCGAAGGCCUCGCCCAGCGGAUUGCCAAUGGUGAUGUUCCGGAGACGAUUGAAGGAAAGAAGGUGGGUUUCUCCCUCAUCUCCCAUUUUUCGGCGAACUCCAUAACUUGUGAUGUCUGUCUGGAGAUUUGUUGGCUGCUUGGUGAUGAAUCUGUUCGACGCAGGUGAUCACGCUCGAUAUGGGUCUUCUGGUUGCUGGCACAAAGUAUCGCGGAGAGUUUGAAGAGAGAUUGAAGAAAUUGAUGGAGGAAAUCAAGCAGAGUGAUGAGAUAAUUCUCUUCAUUGAUGAGGUGCACACACUAAUCGGAGCAGGGGCCGCUGAGGGCGCCAUUGAUGCAGCUAACAUCCUCAAGCCAGCUCUUGCGAGAGGUGAACUCCAGGUAAUGCCAGUUUGCUUGAACCUUCUCCAAGCUUACUGAACUGCUCAUAUGAGAUUUCCUAAUCUGCAUCCAACACUGCAAUGAGAUUGUUAGUCUUUAUUCUCUUUUUUUUUUUUUAUCAACUUGAAAUGCCAGUGGCUCCUUCCAUUAUCUAAUCGUCUUGUUGCUUGAGGAUCUUGUUUCCAUGAAUCUCCAUGUUAUCAGAUGAUGAUUAUGUUGAUCUUGACUGGGAAUUUCUCCAUUUUUAUCCUCUUCCGACAUCAAUACAUUUAAAUCCUGAGCUUCUCUCUGGGGUCUGGUUGUAGUGCAUUGGAGCAACAACCCUUGAUGAGUAUCGGAAGCAUAUAGAGAAGGAUCCUGCUCUGGAGAGGAGGUUUCAGCCGGUGAAGGUGCCUGAGCCGACAGUUGACGAGACGAUACAGAUUCUGAAGGGACUGCGGGAACGAUAUGAGAUUCACCACAAGCUGCACUACACCGACGACGCCAUAGUCGCUGCUGCACAACUCUCGCAUCAGUACAUCAGGUUAGUAUAUUUUCCUGAAAACCAACCAGAUCCAUGCUCAGUUCAGCUCUUCUUCCUUUUAUUUUUAUUUUUAUUUUUCUGGGUCAUGAUGAAAAGUUUUUAAUCUUUUUUAAUGUAUUUUUUAAAAUUAAUUAAAAUACAUUUAUGGGUUCCUGAGAAUCAUUUACAACUUUUUUCACGUCAGCUGGCCGUUUCUAGAAAAAAAUAUAUUUAUUAAAUAUAAUUCGGUCUAUGCCAAAAUCAUGGACUGAAUGAGACUUUGGGCACGAAAAUCAUGUACCUCUCCUAAUGGUUGUUGUGAUCAUGUUGGUUGUCAGCGAUCGAUUUCUCCCGGACAAAGCCAUUGACUUGAUCGAUGAAGCUGGCUCCCGUGUCAGGCUUCGCCAUGCCCAGGUGCUCCUUUUUUGUUUUUUUUCUGAUUUUUUCACCUUUUUUCACAUGUAUGUCUUCCUACUGUAAGAACUGAGAAGGUGAGAUUCUCUCCCCUGCAGCUCCCGGAGGAAGCCAGGGAGCUCGACAAGGAGCUCCGGCAGAUCACGAAGGAGAAGAACGAGGCCAUCCGCGGCCAAGACUUUGAGAAGGUGAAGACAUUGACCCCCUCCUAGUUGGCCGCACAAUUGACUUUUUUUUUCCUCUCAGCCAAAGAGAGUUUGAUCUUUUUUCUUUUCUUCUCGCAACCGUUGACUGUGGUAGCAUCUCUUCUCCUUCUCGAAGUCUUGGCCGCAGAACUUGAGUUUUUAUUUCCCCCUCAGCCGAAGAGUUUACUUCAAUUUUUCUUCUUCUGUUAACCGUUGACUGUGCUGAGAAUCUCUUGACUUUCUACAAGUCUUGGCCUCAGAAUUGACUCCCUCCCCCAAGCCGAAGAAGAGUUUGAUUCAAAUUUUUUUCUUAUUCUUUCAACCGUUGACUGUCCUGGGCAUCUCUUCUUCACCUUCUCAAAGUCUUGCCUCCCCCCUGCCCCCCCCCCCCAAAGAAUUGAACUUUUCCCCCCCGGAACUUUUCCCACCUUCUCGUCACGACCGUUGAGUGUGCUGAGCAUCAUCCCCUCGCGUUGACCCUGGGCAGGCGGGAGAGCUGCGAGACAGAGAGAUGGAGCUCAAGGCCCAGAUCUCGGCCCUGAUCGACAAGGGCAAGGAGAUGUCCAAGGCGGAGACCGAGGCCGGAGAGUCAGCGGGACCUGUCGUCACGGAGGCAGACAUCCAGCACAUCGUCUCCUCCUGGACGGGCAUCCCCGUGGAGAAGGUCUCCAGCGACGAAUCCGACCGCCUGCUGAAGAUGGAAGAGACGCUCCACACGCGGAUCAUCGGGCAGGACGAGGCGGUGAAGGCCAUCAGCCGCGCCAUCCGGCGAGCUCGCGUGGGGCUCAAGAACCCUAAUCGCCCCAUCGCCAGCUUCAUCUUCUCCGGCCCCACGGGAGUGGGGAAAUCAGAGCUGGCCAAGUCGCUUGCUGCGUACUACUUCGGCUCGGAGGAGGCGAUGAUCCGGCUGGACAUGAGCGAGUUCAUGGAGCGCCACACCGUCUCGAAGCUCAUCGGCUCGCCGCCGGGAUACGUCGGCUACUCCGAGGGCGGUCAGUUGACGGAGGCCGUUCGCCGGCGGCCGUACACCGUUGUCCUCUUCGACGAGAUCGAGAAGGCUCAUCCGGACGUCUUCAACAUGAUGCUGCAGAUCCUGGAAGAUGGCCGGCUGACGGAUAGCAAGGGCCGGACUGUGGAUUUCAAGAACACGCUCCUGAUCAUGACCUCCAAUGUCGGCAGCAGCGUGAUCGAGAAGGGCGGCCGCAGGAUCGGAUUCGACCUGGACUACGACGAGAAGGACAGCAGCUACAACCGGAUCAAGAGCCUGGUCACCGAGGAGCUGAAGCAGUACUUCCGCCCCGAGUUCCUGAACAGGCUCGACGAGAUGAUCGUCUUCCGGCAACUGACGAAGCUGGAGGUGAAGGAGAUCGCCGACAUCAUGCUCAAGGAGGUCUUCGAUCGGCUCAGGGCGAAGGAGAUCGAGUUGCAGGUCACGGAGCGCUUCCGCGAGCGGGUGGUCGACGAGGGAUACAACCCUAGCUACGGCGCAAGGCCGCUCCGGCGGGCGAUAAUGCGGCUCCUGGAAGACAGCCUCGCAGAGAAGAUGCUCGCAGGAGAGAUCAAGGAGGGCGACUCUGCCAUCAUCGACGUCGACGCCGAUGGCAAUGUCUCCGUCCUCAGCGGCGCCGCCGCGGCCGGUGGCGGUGGCGUCCUCCCCGACGAGGCGGCGAUCCCCGUCUGA